Molecule: messenger RNA, 3138 nt
Organism: Lasiodiplodia theobromae
Lineage: Eukaryota; Fungi; Ascomycota; Dothideomycetes; Botryosphaeriales; Botryosphaeriaceae
Exons: 11
Coding region: 1-3138 (1045 amino acids)
Biological process (GO): DNA-templated transcription; regulation of transcription by RNA polymerase II
Cellular component (GO): chromatin
Molecular function (GO): zinc ion binding; RNA polymerase II cis-regulatory region sequence-specific DNA binding; DNA-binding transcription factor activity, RNA polymerase II-specific
Source: RefSeq, a predicted model, not a curated record
AUGCUAGGUGCAGUGGCAAGAUCUGAGCAAAGGAAAACGGAAGGCACUAUGGCAACGACUGACGUGUGGAAGACAGUACAAGCCUCUUGGGUCGAGGGCAGACUCGAAAAUGUCAUUGAGCGGAAGAAGCAGCUGGCCGCCCUUCACGGCAAUCUGACUCGUCUGCAGAAGAAAGGUGGGCUGGACAGCAAGUUCGGUGCCCUCAAGGAACUGGAUUUCAUCAUCUCCGCCGUGGCAGAAUUGCACAACAGUCUGGACAUCCACGUAACUCAGAAUACUGAGAAGAGCCUUGUGGUCGGGAACAAGACCACAACGUUGCUGCGGCCGCUGGGCGUGGCGCUGAUCAUCGGCUCCGAGGCAGCGCCGCUUUCGUCCUGCCUCCUACCAUUCGCUGCGGCGCUGGCAGCAGGCUGUCCUACGGUUGUUGCAGCACCGGGAGGUAACAAGCAAGCGGUAUCACAUUUGCGAGAGAUCGUGGGAAGUGGAAUAGAUGGCGAGGCAUGCGUAGUCACUGUCAUCGAUGGGCAGGAUGAUGAGACUGUGUGGACGCGGCUGCAUUUUGACGUCGCCUCUAUUCCUGACUCAGAUCCAGAAAGUACAGUAGCCAAAGCACUCCGCCAGGCAAAUCCCUUCAUACGCAUUCUUCAACCUCUCCCAGGCCACCGUAUCGCAGUUGUGGACAGGAGUGCAGCCAAUCUUGACCAAAUCGCAGCCCAGCUGUCGAGAGCCGCAACGUCGCACCGGACUAGCAUUCCCAAGAUCAUGUUAGUCGAUGAGUUCACAAUUAAGGCUCUUGAAGCUUCCUUGAGCUCUUUCGCCAGUAGGUCGGAGGCAAAGUCGAGCUUUGCGGAAAUUCUUUCGGGAGCUGGAGCGGCCAAAGACAGCAGCUCAUUUGCUUUAAAACUGACUGGAAAUGAGUUUGGGGAGGCUAUCGAGCUUCUUUUCAUUCCCACAACCAGUAUGGAAGACUCGAUCAGUCUAGUCGAGAAGAUCAAUCCACGAAUCAAAUCGCCGGCAGCCUACAUUUUCGCGGGAGAAAAAGAGGCAGUUUAUCUGGCCACUUUCAUCCCCAGCCAGCAAACCUUUGUCAACUCCGUCCCUCCCGUGGUUUUACUGCAACGUUUGCCCGCGAAGGCAACUUACACCGGCACACGCGCAUACACUCUCCCGACCAACAUUUCAUUUGUGACAUCUGCCUCGACAGCUUCAGCCGCGCCGACGCUCUCUCCAGGCAUAAUGCAGCGCGCCACCCUGGUCUCGAGAGGACGCGACCACAGGCAUCCCGCCAUCCGCGUAUCACACAAGCAUGUCGACCAUGCAGCCAAUCGAAACUUCGAUGUGACGGCGGCCGGCCAUCUUGCCAGCGAUGUUCAAGACAGGAGCAACGAUGCUCCUACCCGCCACAGCGGAGGCGUCAGAUGCAAGCAUCAGAUUGCCAUCUCCAGAGUCACUCAUUCUUGCAUCGGCCUGAGCUUCCCGGACUUCUCGCACGUGUCGCCGCAAGACAUUGCUCGAGAAGAUUCAGCCCAAGUGCCAGAGGUUCAGGCAUCAGACCUCAGCAUCAUAUCCGGUUUUGCUGAGAAGCUGCAAAAUGCAGCCUUCUAUCCGCCCUUCCAAGCCCUCCGCAUUCCCCCUCCUGCGGUGAUGAAUGUCUUCGUCCAGCUAUACUUCGAGCACUUUCAUCCAAUCUUUCCGAUGCUGCACCAGCCUUCCUUCGGGAAAGGAGCUCCUCGACCUCUCCUCACCUUGGCCGUGGCAACAAUCGGAGCCCGGUAUUCGAAAUUAGAAGGCGCCAGCCAAUGCGCGCUUGCCAUGACCGAGCUUCUCCGGCGAUUGGCCAUGCACCUUUGCGAAACCGAUAAUCGCUUCAGUCGACAGAUAAGCCUGCUCCAGUGCAUCGUCCUUCACCACCUCUCCGGACUUCACUCCGGCGACCGGCGGCUCAUGGAGGUGGUCGAAAUUAACCAGUGCAUCCCCGCCUCACUCGGCAGGCGAACGGGGCUGUUCCGAAGCGGGUCGAGCCUCAGUCCAGACGCGGUCAGAGCCAUUCCUCUCGAAGACCGGUGGCAUCUAUGGAUCAAGGAAGAGGAAAACAGGCGGACUAGUCAUGCCAUGUCAGUCCUCGAUCACCACAUCCGCCUCCACGCCCAAACCACCUCCGUCAUCUCCAAGGAGGAACUAAGAAUCGAGCUACCCUCCCACGAAGACAUGUGGUCCGCCCCAUCCGCCCUCGCCUGGUCCAACACCUUCCAAGGUCCCUACCCACCCCCACCCCCGAGCAUCCGCCGGCUCGAAUCGCACCCCAACCCCUCCAGCCUCUGGCCGCGCCUCGGCCACCUCGCCAAGCUCUCCGCUAUCCUCAACCUUAGCCAUGCUCACCACCAAACGGCCGACAUUUCUACCAGUAUAUUGGACUUCAUCCCCACCCUCGAACUCCCAGCCGACGCCUCCGCCCCCGCCCCGCACCGCCGCCGCGCCGUCGACGCGCUACUCGCGUUCCACUGGGGGAAGCUGGCGCUGCACUGCCCAGUCAGAGACGUCAUGGCGAGCGUAUUUGGUGCGAUCGCUGAGCAUCACGGCAGCGGCGGGGGCGGCCACGGUGGCUACGGGAGCGGGGCCGAAGAAACGGGGGACGAGGGUGACCAAUAUGGUGAGCACUCGGCCUGCACCCUCCUCACCUCCAACCGCCGCCGCGCGCGCGCCUGCGUCCGACACGCGGCGGAGGCGUACGGCCUGCUCCGGACGUACCGCUCAGCCGCGUGCAGUGCGCCGGCUGUGCUGCUGCAUGCGGUUGCUGUGUUGUGGCUGUAUGCGCGGCUGGAGGAAACGGGCGGCGGCGGAAGCGAUGGCUGCCGCGGAGGCGGUGCAGCGGAUGAGUCGGUGGUGGUGUAUCUGGAUGAAUUGGGUGUUGGAAUGGGAGGCGAUGCUGCGGCGGCGGCGCUGGACUUCUGGGUCGAGUGUGGGAUUGGGCAGCCGCGGCUGGCGGGGGUGGGCGUUUUGAGGACGGCGGCGGGGCGGAGGAGGCUGCUGGCGGAGGCGGAGACGCUGUGUGAGGCGAUGGGGGCGUGGCCGACGUGCUGGCUGUACAGGAGGAUCUUUCGGAGGUUGGGGGGCGUGGAGGGGGAGGGGGUGGUGUAG